Xiphophorus couchianus (Monterrey platyfish) is the source of this 3406-nucleotide messenger RNA. RefSeq lists its product as uncharacterized. Lineage: Eukaryota; Metazoa; Chordata; Actinopteri; Cyprinodontiformes; Poeciliidae. The transcript is spliced from 6 exons. The record is from RefSeq and is a predicted model, not a curated record. Bases 492 to 1664 code for a protein of 390 amino acids.
GUUUCUGUGGCACCAAAGAACUGAAGCUACACUUAUAACACCUUACAAUGACUUAUAUCAAGAUAACAAUUCAACAUUAAAAUAUUAACAUAUGCUAUAAUUGUAUAUAUUAAUAUAUUUUUUGCCUUGUAAGAGUGAUUUGUAACUGAACUAUGUACUACAAUACAAGGUGCCCUGCAUGAAUCUUUUACUAUUUAGCUGGUGCAAUUUGCAACUUCUGGAGUCCAGUUUAUCUCACGCACCAGCGCGUGCAUCCGUCAUUGAGCCUUCGUCAAUGAUCGUCAUGGAAACGACGUUAGCGUCGGUAACCCUAUAAAUGACGCUGACCUUCUGAAAUCUUUCCCUUUGCUACGGGACUUUUGAAGGAGACGCCUGAAGGAGCAUAACGCCUCGGAAGGUUUGAACCUAGUGAGAAGUCUGCUUUGCAAAACUUGCUAAAGAAGCGCUUGCUGAAAUACGCACUUGCUGAAGAAUCCCACAACCCGGGAAAGAUGGAUCCUGGCCAGGAGAAGAACCAGCAGGGUGAUCAGCUGGAAGCUCAUAGUGUAGAGCUUCCAGCAGAUGGAUCCCCAACGUUGGAGGAACAUCCAGACGGCGGUAAGGAUCUUGGUAAGGUGCGGUCAGAUGUUGACCCUCAGAUGUCUGACAACGUGGUUUCUGGAAAUCAUGGCGAGGCGUCGAGGUGUAGUUCACCUCCUCUGUCUGAGCCCAUUUUGAGUCCAGAUGACUCCAGAUCUAUUGGUACUUCACAACGUCAUCAGGUAGGUUUGGUAGGGGAUGUGACUCGUGUGACAUCUGGGACCAGCGUAAACAGAAAGAGGCCAAAGGACAGUGACUCUGAAGAGGAGCCCCCUGCCAAGAGGACCAGGGAGAGUGAUGUUGAUGAAGAGGAACCUCUUCUCAGUCCCUCCACAAAUACGUUGUGUGAGGAUCCCGUUCAGUCAUUUCCACUCUCCAUUCCCUCGCCCAUGACAUUCUGGCUGGAUCACAUUAAUUCACCCUUCAGUAUUUCACCUCACAGUGCAUGUGAGGAUCCCGUUGCUGAAGUGGAGCUCCCCUCCAAGAGGUCCAGGGAGAGUGAUGUUGAUGAAGAGGAGCUCCCCUGCAAGUGGACCUGGGACAGUGAUGAAGAAGAGGAACCUCUUUUCAGUCCCUCCACAAAUAGGUUUUGUGAGGAUCCCGUUCAGUCAUUUCCACUCUCCAAUCCCUCGUCCAUGACAUUCUGGCUGGAUCACAUUUAUUCACCCUUCAGUAUUUCACCUGAGAGUGCAUGUGAGGAUCCCGUUCCGUCAUUCACUGUCCUCUGUCCCCCACAAUGGAUGGUGCAUGAGGAUUCUUCUCAGUCAUCCUCUGCCUCCAGUUCCUCGUCCAUGUCAUUGUUUGGGGAUCACCUUUUUUCACCCUUCGGUCUUUCACCUCAGAAUGCAUGUGAGGAUCCCAUUCUGUCCUCCCCUGUCGUUUGUCCUUCACCACCAACAUACUGCAAAAUUCCAAGUUCGUCAUUCCCUUGCAUAUGUGUCUGGAUGAAGUCUCAAAUGGACGAAGAAGAGGAACCUAUACCUUCAACAUCUGGGAUUGGAUCUGACAGAAUUAGAGGAAGAGUGAGUUCCAGACAAGUGUUUUUUAGACCUCAUUACGACUUGUCAGGUGAUGACUCUGAUUAGAGUGGGAUCUUGAAAAACCGAAGACCUACCUGAGAAGUCCCAUUAGGAAAACGUAAUUUCUCUGUUGUUUUUGUUAAAGCCAAUGGCUUUCUAGCAGGACCGAGGAUGCCUUAGGUAGCGUCUUGCACCGGGGCUUUUCUUUGUCCCGCUGCUAGAUUUUUUAUGUUAUGUUAGAUGAAAAUCUUUAAGGAUAAAAGAAAGAGAUAAAUAUUUGGUUAGGGCUUGGUCCAGUGACUUGGACCACCAUAGAUACAGUUUAUUCUGAGGUUCUGGUUCAUGGUCCUCACCAGUCUCCAGACUGCAAGCUGCUCUGUCAGUCCCAGUCAGAGCAGCUCGCAGUGAGACUGCUUCCUCCAAGAUUCCCCUUGCGGUUCUGACUCUGUUUUCCUCUCUACUCUCCCAUGUUUCAGGGUGUAAUCGCGGUGCUUCCCCCCACGAUGCUCUCUAAAAUUGUUCUCAUCUGUUCCUCCACUAAUCCAGUUUCCCAGUUUUAAUCUUUCAGGUUUUAGCUGCUCAUCGCUGGACUCUUUCGUCGUUGUCCAUGUGGUUCCUGUCCUUCUGGUUCCCUUCUUGUUGGAUCUCCUGAGCCUGGAUUCCUCCACCUUCAACACCACCAGUCAGGAGGAGGAAGAUAAGAGAACCCAGCUGACAAAAAAAUCAAUUCAUAACAGCAGAGCUUUGAUGAGCUUUGUGCUGAUGGAAGGAGGAUCAGGAAUAGAGCAGAGGACCUGCUGACCUACUGGUUCUAGUAGAUUCUAUAAAUGCAUGACUGAAACUAGUCAACAGCACUGGACCAAUGAGGAGAGAGGAGACACAGAGGACUGAGGAGACACAGGAAAUCCUGCUGGAAAUCCAGAGAAGUUUCCUGAUCCCAUGACGAUGAGUUGAUCAGAUACGGUGACCAACAGGUGCCAACGUGCAGCAAACAGGUGAAACGGCACAGAAAAAAUUCAAGGAUGGCCUUUCAACCCUGGAUGUCAUUUCUGCUUUGGAGCUUCAUGCUUCUGUGUUCAGGCCCUUUAUGUGCACAAGUGUGGAAAAGCUGACAUCAGAAAUGUUUGAGGAAAUCUUUGAGGUUCAGCUCAGCGAAAAGGGCAGCACCAGACGACAAGAAGAAACCAGACUGCUAGGAUUCUCCUAGAGACAGACCAAACCUCGCUUUCCUGUUCAAACACUAUCAAAAUACCAAAGCCCAAGACAUACGAUCAGUUCCAAAAGAGACAUGAACUUUGGGAUACAAAACUCUUUGGACUUCAAAUACAGAAUCACAAAACUCAAAUGUGGAUGUUGGCCUGUGAAGGAAGUUGUUAACUUGUGAAACCUGCUCUGUCAAAGUUCUGACUCUGCUGCGUUGUGGUUGUUGGACACACACCUUUGAACUUUAGACUCGUUCAUUUCCGAGUCUUGUGUAGUUUUCCACAUAGGAUUCCCAAGUCAGUGGAUGCAUUAGGCCACUGUCUCUGGAGGUCCUCAAACUGUCCCUAAAGACGGUCAUGGCCACAUUGACUGCUGUUUGACUCGGCCAUAAACUGUCCCAAUUCCUCCUGGGAGUCUGGGAACCCACAGUCUGUUCUGCCAAACCGAGGAGUAAAAUAUGCACAGGACGCAUAGAUUAGUUAUAUAUUUACAUUUCUUCAUUCAACUGUCACUACCAACUGUUAUGAAUAUUGUUGAAAACUGUUGUAAUGCUUGAUUGUAUUUAUGUCAUCAGAAAUUGUUACAAUAAAAGUGACAUACUAUUA